AUGGCCGAUAUUCCAUUCCGGCCGCUCAACGUCAUUCCUGGAAUUGAUCCAGCUACACCAGUAACUUGUGUGAAAUUUGAUCCUCACCAUGAACUUGUCUGGACUGCAAAUGAAAAUGGAUAUGUUUCGUCAUAUUAUGGAUCUGGGCUACAGCGUUACUCCAGUUAUAAGGCACACAAAGGGUCUGUUAGACAGAUAAUGAUUUUAGAUCGCGGUAUCGUCUCAAUUGCCAAGGAUAGCAUACAUUUGUCAAACAGACGUGGAUUGGCCAGCUGGAACUUGACGCAAGUUUAUUUCAAUUUUUUUUAUUUUCUUAUUCUUAGUGAUGACGGGGCACGGGAUUUGCAUUCGAUGGCUCUCAUGGGUAAUGCAGAAAUUGUUGUAGCUGGUCAACAGGACAAAAUUCUUACGAUCAAUAUGAUCCGAGGCACGAUUACCAAGACGGUCGAUACAGAGUCUGAGAUUGUUGUCAUGAAGAAAUCUAGGUUGCUAGUUUGCGGAUCGACUCGUGGCGAUUUGAUCUUACACGACCCGCGUACACUUGCAGUAGAACACCGAAUACAGGCGCAUACAGGAACAAUCUCUGAUCUAGAUGUGUCUGGAAAUCUUAUUGUAACAUGCGGAUUCUCAGAGCGUCAAGGCACUUUAAUUAUUGACCCUUUAGUCAAGGUCUACGAUAUGAGAACAAUGCGCUCGCUGGCUCCAAUCCCUUUUCCAAAUGGUCCUUCAUUCCUCAAAAUGCACCCGAAGCUUUCCACAACUGUAUGCAUUGCCUCACAAACAGGGCAGUUUCAAAUGUGCGACGUCGGCAAUUUUACAACUGGAAUUCAAUUCUACCAGAUCAACACUGCGAGCUAUGUCAACUGCUUCGAUAUAUCAUAUAGUGGUGAACUUGUGGCACUUGGCGACGCUAGCAAUGUUGUACACAUUUGGGGCGAUAAACAGGAGCCAAAAAUGAAUCAUUUUUCUAGUCCUAUUGAUGCACCCACAAUGCCUAUGCCUCCGACAAUUGCAGUGGGGGACAGCGACCCACUUUCUUCCAUCGGGAUGCCUUAUUAUCAGGAACAGUUACUGUCUGCAUGGCCACCAAAGACAAUAUACCCUGUUGGAAGGAAACCUCAGCCAAUACCGUCAUCGAUUCUGGACAACAUGAAGAUGAUUGACUUUGUGGGCUAUGCACCCAACCCUGGACUCAGGCUUAGGAACCAAGCACCAUCACUUCCCAAAGUUAAACUUCGUGAUACACCAAAGUUCCGAAGCGAACAACAGAAGGAGCUCUAUUUCGGUAAAAGAAAAGGCUCGACAGCUGCUAUGUUCGAUCACGACAAUGAGGAGGAUGUUGACCUGGCAACCGGUAUUGUCCCAAAAUAUUACAAACGCGUUGAGAUCAAAUACAGCAAAUUUGGUGUUGAAGACUUCGACUUUGGUUUCUACAAUAAGACCAAAUUUGGCGGCUUGGAAACACAUAUUGCCAAUUCAUACUGCAAUGCACUUUUACAAGUUUUGUUUUUCACGCCUUUACUGAGGACACUCGCCAAGGCCCAUAUUGGUCAGAGCUGUCCAAGGGAAAACUGCUUGACCUGCGAGUUAGGUUUCUUGUUCCGUAUGCUUGAAGACUCUAAUGGUCAGAAUUGUCAAGCAAGGAAUUUCUUACGUGCAUUUAGCACCAUCCCGCAAGCUUCGGCACUUGGCCUCUUUGAACCAGACGAGCCUGAUACCAAGACCAUGUACUCGUCUUUAAUUCAAAACUUCAAUCGCUUUGUAUUGGAGCAGCUACAUCAAGAAUGUAGUUUAGACAGAGUUUCAGCCUCUGCAACGCUUAAUCCUCUCCCCGUGUCAGCUCUAUCACCAAUUCAACAGAUCUUCAGCAUAAAGACAUCAAGCACUAGUAUUUGUGGUCAUUGCGGGCUCGAGGAGGAAAGGGUUACCUAUCCUUUCGUGCUUGAUUUGUUGUGGCCUAAACCAACCAAAGAGAUCCAACAGCCCAUGUUAUUUUCAGAAAUCUUGAAGGCUUCCAUCUGCCGCGAAUCUCACAAUCGAGUUUGGUGUUCUCAGUGCCAGCAAUAUCAGCCUACUACGAAUAAGAAGACACUCCAGGAUCUUCCAUUGGUGCUCAGCAUUAACACAGCUCUCAAUCCUAAAGAACCUAACCCAGUUUCAUGCGGUGUUUUCCUGGACGAAAAUGGAAAGGGUUCACAAUGGCUCCCUUUACGGUAUGUAGAAGAACCUCUGUCGCCUAUUCAUUGCAGCGUCCACGUAUUUGAGAAUACAACUGCGGAUAGCUCAGAAUUUUCUUUGUGUGCCGAAUAUGAAUUGACUGCGGUAGUGAGUCAAGUUCAGCUUGCUAAUGAAGUAGCGCAUCUUGUAUCGCACAUCAAAGUGAACUCUGACAAUGAUCCCGAGCUCAUGGAGCGAUCGUCAUGGUACAUUUUUAAUGACUUCUUGGUCAAGAAUGUUCAAGACGGUGAAGUAUCGCAGUUCCCUAGUGCUUGGAAGGCACCAUCGAUUUUUUAUUACAAUAAAGUCAGCGGUGGGGAUCCACCUAUUAUUUCAGAGCCAGCCUCAGAGCUUGACACCAGCAUUCUCCAUGUUGAUCUCUCUAUCUCCAAAUACCGUGAUCCAAACUAUGUCUUCUAUCAGCUGCUGAGGCCUGAAGAGAUCAAGCCUGGGCAACCGAUGCUAAUUGCAAUCGACACUGAGUUCGUUGCGCUAAGUCGAGAAGAAACUGAGAUUAGGAGUGAUGGUACAAAAUCUCUUCUUCGACCACCAAGAAUGAGUCUUGCGCGAGUGUCUGUUCUUCGGGGAGACGAAGGGCCGCUUGAAUACAUGCCCUUCAUAGAUGAUUAUAUUGCGACUUCAGAACCUGUAGUCGAUUACCUUACCGAAUUUUCUGGCAUACAACCUGGUGACCUAGAUCCUAAUGUGUCAAAGCACACACUUGUGCCAUUGAAAGUCGCAUACAAGCGACUUCGUGUUUUGGUCGAUAUGGGCUGCAUAUUUGUUGGACACGGCUUGAGACAAGACUUUCGUAUAAUCAACAUCCUUGUACCUCCAGAACAAGUCAAGGAUACAGUAGAUAUUUUUCAUAUCAAGAACAGACAGAGAAAAAUUUCAUUACGUUUCUUGGUGUGGUAUCUUCUUCAUCAAGAUAUUCAGUCUGAAACACACAACUCCAUUGAGGAUGCCCGUACAGCCCUAGCGCUUUAUAAAAAACAUUUAGAGCUAAAGGAAAGCGGUCUCUUUCAAGAAGUUUUGGAGGAUAUCUAUAAUGAAGGUCGUAAAACAAAUUGGAAGCCC
Messenger RNA from Lobosporangium transversale, 3297 nucleotides. Its product is annotated as ubiquitin carboxyl-terminal hydrolase-domain-containing protein. The record is from RefSeq and is a predicted model, not a curated record. Lineage: Eukaryota; Fungi; Mortierellomycota; Mortierellomycetes; Mortierellales; Mortierellaceae. Gene Ontology annotation, molecular function: nucleic acid binding; protein binding; poly(A)-specific ribonuclease activity. Gene Ontology annotation, biological process: nuclear-transcribed mRNA poly(A) tail shortening; mRNA processing. Gene Ontology annotation, cellular component: P-body; PAN complex. The transcript has 17 exons. The annotation marks the transcript as partial.